AUGACCUCGUUGAUUAUUCACUCUGAGCAGCGGAGGCUGUUGCAGAGCUUCACUUCUCCUGCUUCUCAACCAGACACGGCAUCUUUGCAUGACAAGGAGGCGCAUUCGGCUCCUGGAAAAUCUAAGGACACAGCGAUUUGUAUUCCCUCUGAUGUCGAGUCUGAUACUGAAGAUGAAGACGAUACGAGUCAAGAACUCGAUGGUUCGCAAUCUUUUACAGCACCUACCAGUACUGUGGAUUAUUUGGAUCUGACUGCCACCGAAUAUGGCGCAACUGAGUCAGAAACUACCAUUGGCGUGAACACUGCGUCAACAGGAUCCCCGACUCGAGCGGAUACCGCCCUAGGUUGGCCGAAUGAGCCGAAUGAGUCUCACUUCGCUGAUGCUGGACUGAGCCAACAAUCUUGUGGGAUGAAUCACUUACUGGUCGGGAACACGCCCACUGAGUGUCAAGAUAUCAAUUUUGCAACCCCUCCUACCAGCCCUGAAAGCCAACCAUACCCAGUUGCGGCAGACGGGAAACAGCUCCGAUCCGAAUCAGCCAGUCAAGAGAGCAACAUGGUGGUCGAUGCUGUCUCUGACUAUGACGUUUGUCAUAGCUCCCAGGGUCAUCAGGAUUCCCCUUCAACCGGCGCACACUCUCGCUGGACUGCGAACCCCGUGGAGGUGGUCCAAGCAUCGUUCCAGGAAAACGAAAUACCCGCCGGCAAGUCGUGCGACGAUGCCAUUCCUGAAGUCCGCACCCCAUCUCCCUCCAUGUCCUCUGAUGAACCGUGUCAAGGGCAAGCCUUGGAUGAUACAAGCAGCGCGUCCACCCAUGUUGAGUCCGAGACCACGGAGGCUAGGUCCAGUUCCGAUGCCGAAGUGUCUUCCACGUCGCCGUCACUUCGUCGCUUCCGCCACAAAUCCUCGCAGAUGCAUAAAACCAUGCAGUGUGAGGACUGUGACGCAGGCAGUGAAGAAUCAGGGAACGAGGACGGUCUUAACAGGCUAGGAUCUCAACAUAGUGAAGAGAACUCUUCUUCUCUUCCAGGUCUUGAGGAUUCUAGCUCGGAAGACGAUGAUUUGGAUGAUGUCCACCAGGGUCGCAAGCGCCGCAAGUUCUCAAAGUCCGUUUCAUGUGCAGUCCGCAGUACCGCCACCAGCUCUCGGAGCCCUCGCCAAAUACGAUCGGCAGCACAUGCCGCACAGUUGCCAAGCGGGAACCGAACGUCUAGACGCGACAGUCACAGCCCAAUACCAUCUGCGGCAACACCAGCCCUGUCCAGGGCUAACAUGCUUCUUGCUCGGUUCGAGGAAUGGCCUCUCGAAAACGUUUUGCUCAAACGCAUCACUGAGGGCGGCAAGACGACAUUUCAAUUACAGUUUGAAUGGGAUCCCGAUUCAUGUCAGCCACAUGCUAGCAGAUCCGUGUCGCAUCCAAAGAAGUGCAGAAAGCUGCCUAAGAAUUUCCGUUCAGCUGCAAAAUCAUCCGGCGGGAGAUGGACGUCAGAAGAGGACGAAAUUGUGCGCAGGAUGAGGCAAGAUGGUAAUUCAUGGGCCGAUAUCAAGCGCGCCCUUCCACAUCGAUCUGAGGGCACCAUUCAAGUUCGAUACUCGACAAAAAUAAAACAUAAAAGAUCGAUGACAACGGGAAAUAGCUGGUCCGCUGGUAGAUUGAGGCCCUUCUAG
Molecule: messenger RNA, 1671 nt
Organism: Fusarium mangiferae
Lineage: Eukaryota; Fungi; Ascomycota; Sordariomycetes; Hypocreales; Nectriaceae
Exons: 2
Coding region: 1-1671 (556 amino acids)
Source: RefSeq, a predicted model, not a curated record